This is a messenger RNA of Nerophis ophidion (straightnose pipefish), 6968 nucleotides long. Its product is annotated as midasin-like. The record is from RefSeq and is a predicted model, not a curated record. The coding region runs from base 385 to 3816 and encodes 1143 amino acids. NCBI's taxonomy places the organism in Eukaryota, Metazoa, Chordata, Actinopteri, Syngnathiformes, Syngnathidae. The transcript is spliced from 6 exons.
GUUUGUUAGGGUUGUCCAACCGUGCUGAAGCUGCAAUACGUUUUUCGGCAACUGGCUACGGGUGACUACUUGCUCCUUGUUUCCCUUUUUAUUUAUAGCAAGAUUUUUUUUUCUUUUAAAAAAGACGACGGUCAACUUAGCAGGUUUUUAAGUCGCCUUUGGAGCAGUCUUGAAAUUGUAUUUGCUUAAACCUAUUAUCAGCAUUUGCUUUGUAACUUCUUUCAAGACGCAUUUGAAUCUGGAAUACUGCACCAAUCUUACCUCCAUUCUUGGGUAAAGUUACUUUUUUUAGGAACUGAAAACAAUCUUUGCUAUCUUGAAAUUCUGGACCACGUACGCAACUGUCAACAGAUCCACAACACAGUUUUUUAUAUAUUUUUUUCAAUGGCUCAGUCAGACUUCUGUACCAACACGGACCUGUCAGACUCCAAUGUGGUCACUUUUUGUCCAGAGGCAAACACACAGACUGAAGGAGAAAAUGGAAUUGCUGAAGACGAGGAGAUUGAACUCGCCGACGAGGUGGGGGAGGAUGUCUUAUUGAUGGUUGGGCCAGCUGAAGAAGAAGGUCCAGAGAAGGGGGAAGCAGAAGAAGUAGGAAUCCUCCCAAUUGAGCUAAAACCAAGUGUAGUGACAGAGGGACAAGAUGGGCAUGGAGAAAGACAGGAGGAUAGCGGAAAGAAAGGAGAAACGGAACCAAGAGAUGAACAAAAUGAGAAAGAGAGCAGUGUCGGGGUACAAGCGUUACAGACAUCAACUGAAGACUUUGAGGCAGCAGUAGAAGAAAUCAAACAUAUGGAACUUGAAGAUGAUGACAAAGUGGCAGGUAACGAAGAGGUCAAAAACUGUCUGCAGGUGAACAUAGUGGAGAGUACACAGCUAACAGUGGAAGAUGUCGAAGAACUCCAGACAGUAACAUCAAUUAAGAAUUAUGUCAUGACAAGUGUUGACAUUUUGGCUUUGAGCAGUGAAACAAAAGAGUGCGAUGGAGAAGAAUCAAUAAAUGAGGGGAUUAUCCAGGAAGAAAACCAAAUCGAUUUACCAGAUGCGCCACAAUUUGAGGACAGCAAAGAUGACAAAAGUGAAGAUGAAAUAAGUGACGGUGAAGACGGAGAGACUGAGAAACCGGGUGGAAUCCAGGAUGAGCAGCAUUUAAUCAACACCAACAGUUUUUGUCACAUAUCAGGACUGGUAGAAGAUGACAAUUGCCAACAAGAAAAUGAUGAGCACAAAGACACAGAAGAAGCCAGUGGGGAAAAGGUGUCAGCAAUGGAUGAAAGUGGUACAGAAAGAUACACAAAUGAAGCACAUGGAAUGCCAGAUGAAGCGUCCGGGAAUGAGAAAAGCUUGCUGGGCAAGGAAAGACCGCAUGACAUAAACAUGGUGCCCGAAUGUCUAAUGUGUCACUAUAUGCCACUGGAUGAAAGCCUAGAUGACCAAGACGAAAACAGGAAAAAUGAUGAGGAUAACACACAGGGCAUUGUGGACGUAACAGAAGAUAUCAUUGAGAAAAUCGAACAUGAAAAUAUGCAUGUCAAAGGAUUAGAAGAGCACCAGAUGACCAUGGAUGAGGACCCUCACAGUGUUCAAGGGUCAGCUACAUAUAUAUACGAGACCCUUGAAUGUGCACUGGCCACAGAUGAAGCUGUUGUCGAUGACAACAUGGAAGACGCUCACAGUGUUCAAGCCUCACUUCUAGAUUCACAGAAGAACCUCGAAGGUAAUGGCAUGCACGCUGCCAAGACAUCUAUCAGAUCGGAGGAUGAAAUGAAAGAUGCGAGCACGGAUGAAGGAAUGCUGGUUAAAAGUCAAACAGAUCCCUACGAGGGUUUGCCUGAAAGUGAGGUUAUCAUGCCUUACUUAGCUCCAAUUGAUCCCACAGUUGGUCAGACCAUCCAGUUGAAGGACAAGGAGAAAAAUAUUGAAACUACCCCAUAUGACAAUACGGUCAGCUCAGGUAAACAGGAAUCCAAUAGCAUCUCACAACUUGAGCUCCAGGAUGAGGAGAAUUUGGAAUGUGUGCCUGCUUCAGAUAGAGAUACACAACCAAGGUUGGAAACUGAAGAUCAACCUGAUCUUGAGCUGAUAACUUAUUUGAAUAAACUAGACAAAGACAGUUGUAUUGGAGGAACGGGUAUAUUUGAAAUUAAGGAGCAAGAGCAAAUGAUUUCACAGAUGACUGAGAAUGACAAAGAUCCAGAGCAGAAAGACUUGGAAGAUAUUAUUAAACUUGAACACCAGGUUGAGGAUAUACAUUUAAGCAACCAAACAGAGCACGACUCUGCACUAGAAAAAGACGUGGACCUGCUUGGGGAGGAUAUGACGUUCGAGGAGUCCAUAGUUGAUGGAAGCAAAGAAUAUACGGAUAGUCGAGACAACACGGGGGAGGGGCUUUAUCAAGAAACGAUAGCAGAUCCUGUGACAAUUUUAGAUGAUAACAUUGACGAGAUAGACAAGGCACAAAGCAGAGAACUUGAAGGGCUGGAGACUAUUGGCGAUCAAUGUGAAAAUGCCCUUGUCCUGACAAAUAGUGAAUGCCUUCACGAGCUGACACAAAGUAACAAAUCAGACCCACACGAAGAGGAGAAGCUGGGUAGAAAUGACUUGGAAGUGGAUAUGAAUUGUCGAGUCAAAGAAAUGAAACGGGCCAUGGAGAACGAGAUACUUUGUCUUGAUCCACAAUCACUGAGGAAGGAAGUGAAAUUGCUGUCCACUCGGAGGAAAGAUAAUGCAUGGAUUAAAGUAGAGCAAUCAGAACACGAGGCAACGCCAGAAAAGAAGGAGCAGGAAGAACAUUUCGUGACAACAGACGCCAGAGAAAUAGAGACCGGCGAGAAGAAAGAAGCUUUGACUGAGAAUUUAAGUGUGCCUGUGAGGGACGCAUGGAUGAAGGAGCUAAAGUCAGUGAUUAAGGAUGAUGUCCUUUCAAAACAGAGAGAGCAGCAAGUGAAGAAGAAGAAGGUGGUGCUGUUUGAGGAUGGACAGUCAUUUUUACCCAAUCCGGAGAAGCUGACAGAGAGGAGACAGGAAUUGGUGUCUCACAAAGCGGUGGAGAGACCUUUGCCUGCUGUCCAGGAGACCGCAACCAAAGCACCACUGGACCAAGAUGAUGAAAUCUCACUUUAUGUCAAGGCAGGGAGCGAUGGGGAGAGCAUUGGGAACUGUCCUUUCUCUCAGCGACUCUUCAUGAUCCUCUGGCUCAAAGGGGUUAUUUUCAAUGUCACCACCGUUGACCUCAAGCGGAAACCUGCAGAUCUGCAGGACCUCGCUCCUGGUACCAACCCUCCAUUCAUGACCUUUAACGGUGAAGUCAAGGUGGACGUCAACAAAAUAGAAGAGUUCUUGGAGGAGAAACUGACCCCGCCACGCUACCCUAGACUGGCAUCCAAACACCCUGAAGCCAACACAGCCGGCAUCGAUGUGUUUGCCAAGUUCUCUGCUUACAUCAAGAAUGCCAGGAAAGACACCAAUGAAGUCUUAGAGAAAGCCUUGCUGAAGUCUCUUCGUCACCUUGACGACUUCCUGCGGACUCCUUUACCAGAGGAGAUAGACGCCGACGCCCCAGGAGAUGUCCCUGAGUCCAAAAGAAGCUUCCUGGACGGACCGGACCUCACCCUGGCGGACUGCAACCUGCUCCCUAAACUACACAUCCUAAAGGUGGUGGCCAUGAAGUAUCGUAACUUUGAAAUCCCGACUGAGAUGACAGCUGUUUGGCGGUACUUGAACUGUGCCUAUCAGAGGGAGGAGUUCAGCAGCACCUGCCCGGCCGAGAGGGAAAUUGAGUUUGCUUAUGUGGGUGUGGCAAAAAAAAUUCAAUAAGGUCGAAACCUACAGAAGGUCCAGGUGGUCAUAAGAAUUGUGAACUAACCGUUGACCAGUAUUUGAAAAAAUGUCCCAAAAGGUAACUAUCCAUUGUAGGUGUGGACCUACAGGGUUGCGCUAUAAAAUACAAUCUCGAUUGUCCAGGUCAUUGUUUUCGCAGGGCAUUGAACUGGAUUGUUCAUUUUGUCUUAAAAGACAUUUGGCCUCUCAUAUGAACAUGUUUAAUAAAUUAUGCCCAUAGAUAGACAGCUCUAGUCUGAAAGCACUGUACCAAACCCAAAGUAUGUAUCCUCUAACACAUGGCUAUCAAACUCUGGUCCACGGGCCAAAUCUGGCCCGCCGUGUAAUUUAAUCUGGCCCUUGAGGCAAUAUCAAUUUAGCAUUAGAGCUGGCCCGCCGAUGUUAUACAGCGUCGGUGCCGCUGUAACACCGCAUUCACCGCUAAUACUCAUACUUGCCAACCCUCCUAAUUUUCCCGGUAGAGUCCCGAAGUUCAGUGCCACUCCCAAAAAUCUCCCGGGGCAACCAUUCUCCCGAAUUUCUACCGAUUUCCACCUGGACAACUUUAUUGGGGGCGUGCAUUUAAGGCACUCCCUUUAGCGUUCUCUUCAACCUGUCGUCACGUCCGCUUUUCCUCCAUACUAACAGCGUGUCACAUAAUAUUUGUGGCUUUUACACACACACACACGCACAAGUGAAUGCAAGGCAUACUUGGUCAACAGCCAUACAGGUCACACUGAGGUUGGCCGUAUAAACAACUUUAGCACUGUUACAAAUAUGCGGCACACUGUGAACCCACACCAAACAAGAAUGACAAACACAUUUCGGGUGAACAUCCGCACCGUAACACAACAGAACAAAUACCCAGAACCCCUUGCAGCACUAAGUCUUCCGGGAAACUUCCAGCAAACUGACCAAUAAUUAACGUUUUAUUCAUGCAUUUUCUCUUGCUACUUCAAGGCUUGAAUGUUUGGUUCAUUCAUUAUUAUUUUAUUUUCAAAUGUAUUAUUAGCCUGUGGAAAAAAAUUGAUAUUUACCUCAGACGAUUGCAAAUAGAUAAAAACGCAUAACAUUUUUAUUAAAUUUUUUUUUGAUAUGCCAUUGAUAUUUUUUUUAAUUAUUAUUAUUAUUAUUUGAAACUGGAUUUUGCAUGUCACUAAAGUUAUAUUAGCCUUGCUUGUUCAAUAUUUAAUGCAAAACUUGUUUGGGUCCCUAUUAAAAAGGUUAAUUUGUUCAACCUUGGCCCGCGGCUUUGUUCCGUUUAAAAUUUUGGCCCACUCUGUAUUUGAGUUUGACACCCCUGCUCUAUUCUAUGACAGUUGUUAUGAUAUAUCAAAAAAACAUAUUGGUGUAUGCUGUCCAGGGCAGUGACGACUGCAAUGAUUUAUGGAUUGGGAAAACCCAACAACUACUAAACAGGUGCAUGACACAACACAGAUGAGCAAACAGACUUAGCUGUCUACCUGCACCUCAUAGAGAACAACAACACUUUCUUUGGGACAAUAAUAUAUAUGUUCUGGACAAGGAGGACACAUGUUUUGAGAGGGGAGUGAGGAAAGUGCUAUGUCAAAGCUGAAGAACCAUCUGUGAACAGAGGAAGGGGUCUGGUAUGACAACUAUAACAGGAUACAGACACUUUUGGUUUCAGGUUUCCCUUUGAUUACUGAGACAACUGAAGGAAAUUAAGUGAAACCGUAAUUUACAUACGACUCUUUGCAUAAUUUUUGGUUCACGAACGUUUACAUAGGGCCAAAUAUGCAUCAGUGUGCGAACAAUAAGAAGAAGCAGGGGCCUCUACGUGACAUCCUGUUUACAUCCUGUUUACAUCCUGUUUACAUCCUGUACAUACGACCGCAGCCAUUUCAAAGAGCAUUGACUGCAAACAGCGCUUCUGACAGGUUUAUUUCCACAAUUGUCAUACAUUGCGACAAGUAGUCAGCUUGUCUUAAAGAUCACUUUGUGUGACCAGAAACGCUUUAAAUGUGUUCAAACUUUUGGUUCCGACUCAACUGUUUUGAGCCAGCAUUUUAGCUAUUUGGCCUCCAAACUUGCGGCCCCUUCAGUUCGAGGAUUUUAUCGGCGAAGGGGCAUUUGUGGACCGAAAAAGAUUCCAAAGCGGACUUUAUUACGGCGUAGAAUGCACUACCGGGACACGAGCCGAUUAAGAAUCGCUUCAAACUGCGAGUUUUUGCUAACGCUAGCGGUGACUAUGUGAAACCACUGCUGUUUUAUAACUCUGAAACUCCCAGUGUUUAACAACAAUGCCACAAAUAUUCCCAUGCAUACACAAGGUAAAAUUAUUUCAGAUUUUUUGGUUUUUCGAGCACAACUACAAGACACAAGCAAUACCGUAACAAUGCAAUCCAAUUCCAAAACCAAACCUGACCCAGCAACACCCAGAACUGCAGUAAACAGAGCAAUUGAGAGGAGACACAAACACGACAGAACAAACCAAAAGUAAAUAAAUAAAUAAAUGGGUUGUACUUGUAUAGCGCUUUUCUACCUUCAAGGUACUCAAAGCGCUUUGACACUACUUCCACAUUUACCCAUUCACACACACAUUCACACACUGAUGGAGGGAGCUGCCAUGCAAGGCGCCAACCAGCACCCAUCAGGAGCAAGGGUGAAGUGUCUUGCUCAGGACACAACGGACGUGACGAGGUUGGUACUAGGUGGGAAUUGAACCAGGGACGCUCGGGUUGCGCACGGCCACUCUCCCCACCGCGUAAUGAAACAAAAAUGAAUAUUAUCAACAACACUAUCAAUAGUAGUUACGAUUUUAGCAUAGCAGUGAUUAAAAAUCCGUCAUUGACAUUAUCAUUGACAUUUAUAAAAAAUACAAAAAAAGAAAAACAGUGUAACAGUAGCUUACACUUGCAUCGCAUCUCAUAAGCUUGACAACACACUGUGUCCAAUGUUUUCACAAAGAUAAAAUAAGUCAUAUUUUUGGUUCAUUUAAUAGUUAAAACAAAUUUACAUUAUUGCAAUCAGUUGAUAAAACAUUGUCAUUUACAAUUAUAAAAGCAUUUUUUUUUUUUAAAUCUACUACUCUGCUAGCAUGUCAGCAGACUGGGGUAGAUCCUGCUGAAAUCCUAUUUAUUGAAUGAAUACAGAAUCGUUUUGAAUCGGAAAAAUAUCCUUUUUUGAAU